Molecule: messenger RNA, 4529 nt
Organism: Acyrthosiphon pisum (pea aphid)
Lineage: Eukaryota; Metazoa; Arthropoda; Insecta; Hemiptera; Aphididae
Exons: 3
Coding region: 833-4294 (1153 amino acids)
Source: RefSeq, a predicted model, not a curated record
GAAGUCGACAGGUCGUCUUCGAGCUCGUAACAAUAUUAUAUUAUAUUUAUGACGCGCCGAAACCGUACCGGUUGACACGGUGUACGGCCACUGCCGCCGUUAAAAAUCCGAGCACACGAUCGCGAUCGCGGCAGUAUAGUACUUAGCAGUUCGACAGUAGUUUUCCGCGCGUACACGUGUCCCGGUGCAUCGCGUGUAUGUGGGUACACGAGAAAUAUAAACAUUUUUACUAUAUUAUCGACACUGCAGGGUCCGAUUUACGUACGAAAAUCGCGGUGUUCGGUGUAUAAUAUAAUAUACGAAAAUAUCGCAUGACGUGCCAUCUCUGCGAUCCGUCCAAAUCAAAUAUUAUAUUAUUCAUAUUAAUAUUAUAACGAUUGUCGUCGUAUUACAAUAUUAUAUUGACGUUUUGAUGGAGGCCGUCGAUGGCGGCAGGCGCGUCAUCCGUCGGUUUACCUACGCAAACGACGGUUUCGGUUUGAUUUCAGUUUCACAAUGAUAAUAAUAUAACGUGGCCGCAACACACUACACCUGAAUUUACAAUACAACAUAAACACGAUAUACCUACGUUAUCAUCAUAAAGAUAACAAAAGACAACUCAAUUUCCGGCCAGUGUUCCUAUUCCUCUCAUCUUCUGGACCAUAACGAGACACAUAUUAUACUAUCUACAACUCGGAGCCACGACCAGCACUCAACAGUAGCAGCAGCAGCAGCGUCAGUACGUCCAAUAACAAUGAUAUUGCAGUUGUAGCGCCAAUCAGACAUCAGUAGUUGACCUCAGUACUGGUACAGUUUAUACAGAAGAAAGUUCAUAAAUAUUUCACGUUUCUAAAUGGAUGGAGUUCAGAGAAAUUUCAGUAUGAUGGCCGAGAAAAUCGAUAGAAUGCGAUGUUUAAGGGAGCGAUGCGACAAUUAUGUCAGACUAAUAAAACUAACACUUGACGAAACGAUAAAAGAACAAAAUUCGCUUUUGGAUGGAUCAGCUAUUCAUAAUAGACUAAAAUAUCUAGGUGUAAUGGAUAAACCUAAAUCAUUAUCAAACGCAUUCAAUACUGAUAAAUAUCAUAAGAAUAUAGAUUUUAAUAACAAAUACAAGUAUUUAGUGUUUGAUGAUGAUUUGGUUUUUAGACAACAUAAAAAAAAAUCAAACUUAAGUACAAACGAUAUGUAUUUAUCAAAUGGUUAUAGCAGCUACAAUACUAACUAUAAACCACGAGUUCAUGACUUUUCAACGGUAUAUGAUGAUCAGAAUAACACAUAUUAUAUGCCAAUCAAUUCUAAAAAAUAUGGAAAAACCGUGAACUUUCGAACACCGGAUACUCAAGAAUACCAAGUAUAUUAUUUCCCUACAUCAAAACCUAUAGCUCAAUAUCCUCGACAAACUACUGAGAGAUUUUACAGACGAAAACCUAUUAAGCAAUACCCAAAAGAAGAAGUUCCUUAUUGGCCAACACGGUAUCCAAAGCCAGUGAGAGUUAUCGAACGAGAGCCAUCUUAUUCAAUGAUCGAUUACGGUUACCGAAGUACAAAUGAUUAUCGCAUUGGUAAAUCAAAUAUUCAGCCAUAUACACCUGAACAUCGUUCAAGAUAUUAUCCAACAAAUGACAAUAAUAUUUAUCACGGUCAUGAUGAUAGUGAUUAUUAUUAUGAACCUCAUUUGGGGCAGCGAUCGUUUUCUAGUAUAACAAGACCAUGUUCACCCGUAUAUCAUCGAGAUAUUUUGUGUGAUAGAACUCAAAUAGAAAAUUCCAGCAGUUUACUAGAAAAAAAAAUCCGAGAUUAUGUAUGGAACCCACACAAAGAACGUAUUGAAAAGUAUACGAUUCCAAGUUAUGAAAAAUCCACCUAUUAUACCGAUUUCAAACCAUUAAACAUUAAACACCAGCGAGAUGAAACAUUCAGAACACGUUCACCAUUAGGACUAGAUUACCGGGCACGCAAUAGAAAAAACGAAGUAACCAAAGAAAGUGCGUAUAAAAAAAACUCAAUACUUACGACGUCACCAGAAAGAAGAUCUGCAGAUGACGAAUAUAUUCAACCGCACAAAGACAAUAAUCAUUAUUCUGAAUCUACAAUAUAUAAAAAAAAAACUGAAACACCUUCGAAUUUUUCCAAGCGAAUUAGUUUUGAUCUCGGUAAUGAACAUAUUGAUCUACCUAAUCAUACAAAUUCAAUUGAAGAAGAUACUAAUGAAAAUUAUAACACGAAAGACCAUAAAUUAGUUUUGGGAAGAAAAGAAUCAAAUGCGAAACUCGAUGAUAAGCGUCGAACAUCGUUGUCGACAAAAGAUGAUUACUCAGUUUCUAUAAGCAAACAAAAGAUUUCACCAAGUCAUACAAAUGUAAGCUCAAGAAAACAAUCUUUAAGUAAACAAGAAAAGUUAGCUUCAAUUGGAGAUUCUUUUGAAUCUGAUAAAUAUAUAAAUUUGAAAAAUAAUUUUCAAGGAAAUGAUUCUAGUUUGUCAGAAAAAAACGUACAUUCUUACAAUAAUGAUAGAAUAAAGUAUGAUAAUAAUAAUGAUAUUCAGAUUUAUCCGAAGACACAAGAUGAUAAAAACAAUGUUAUGCUUAAAGAUAUAUCAAAUGAAAAUACAUACCGUGAUCUCAGACGUGAUAGCAAUGAAAAUACCAAAAAAAAAUUUAUCGAAGCAACAGAAAAAACAAAUUUUGGUUUUCAAGAUCACAUAGAAAAUACCAUAAAUAUAAAUGAUAAAUCAAAUAUCACUAAACGCAGAGAAAGUUACAAGGGCGAACAGAAGUUGAAAAAAGAAAAUACUCAUGGUAGUACAACAAGUUCGAAUGGAAUGGAUAAUAAAUUAGAGAAUGAAUAUAAUAACAAAAAUGGUACAAAUGUAUCGUCUAAAAGUAGAAUUAGCUCACCCAUAGUUGAUCAUAGUAAUGGCAACAGUAAUGUGAACGAAUAUGAAACUGAUUAUCAACAACAAUUUAAUAAUAAAAAUGAUAGUGUGGAAAAACAAAACAGUUCUGAAACUAUUCAACCAUAUAAUGCUGUUAAUGAUUCAACCAAUGAAAUAGAUAUUACUAAUACCGUAACACAAGUAAGUUCUGAUUUCAAAACAAUUCCAAAAGACCAAGAACCAUUGCAUGAUAUUUCGAAUAAUGACCUUACGAAUAAUACAAACUAUUAUCAAGAUCACCCUGAUGACGACGACACAAAGGAACCCCCAACUCAUGAGUAUGAGACACAACCGGAACAUGUUGCUAACGACGAACACUUUUAUACAGACGAGCUCGUUGACGGUAACAAAGAAGUCGUAAUAAACAACAACAUUGAACCCAUUCAACAAGACGAAUUUGAUGACAAAAACAAUGUACACGAUGGGUAUUAUUAUCAAAACCCUGCGGAUGACAAAAAAGAAAAUCUAACAGAAAACCAAUACGAGAAUCCCGAUUCUCAAGUAAAAGAUGUCGAAAAACAACAAGCUGAUGAUGAUUAUUACUAUCAAAACUAUUCUAAUGUUGACCAACAAGAACAACCAGAAAAUCAAUAUUCCAAACCGGCUGUAGAAGGAGAAUAUACAGAUGAGCACGUUGAGCACGACGAUUAUUACUAUCAAAAUCAUGCUAGAGAUGAAAUAAAAGAGCAACAAGGAGAUCAACAGUAUGUUGACCCUAACUAUCAGGAAAAUUACGUUGAUCAACCACCGGCUCACGAUGACUAUUAUUAUCAAAACUAUUCAAAUGGUGACCCCAAAACACAACCAGAAAAUCAAUACACCACCGAAUCUGAUCACCAAGGAGAGUACGUAGCUGAGCAAAAUAUGGUCCAUGACGAUUAUUAUUACCAAAAUCAUCCAAAGGAAGGUAAAAAUGAAAAUCAAGUUGAUCAACACUAUCAAGAGCAUCAAGGAAAUUAUGCCAAUGGAGAGCAAGACAAUUAUUAUUACGAGGAUAAUUCUAAUGUUAACACAGAAAGGCAUCCUGAAGACCAAUAUGACGAAAAUGCUCAACAGGAAACAUACACAGGUGAUCAGCACACAAAUGACGGUUACUAUUAUCAAGAAGGCAACACAAAUUACGACAAGACUGUCCCAAAAGAACAAUAUGAUGGUUAUGUUGAUAACAAUCAGGACGCAAAUGCAGCUUACUAUACAGACCCAAAUGUCGAAAAUUAUGACCAACAACAACAUGAUUAUGAAAACGAUAGUUACCCAACACAAAAAUCAGAAUAUAUAGAACCAUAUGAACAAAAUUCUAACAAUGAAAAUAAUGGUUAUUCCGAAAACAUCGAUGAAAGUCAACCAACGAGUCAAAUUGCCAACGAACAAAAUUAAUUUUACCUUAAACGAGCACAGAGAUUAAUUAGGAAAUAAUAUUUUAAUACAAUAUUACUAUAUAUUAUUAAAUAUAAAAUAAGUAAAAUUAAUAUUAAUAUUUAUUUACAGAAAAAAAGUAAUCCGGUCUUGUUACUAUUGUUUUAAGUGAAAUUGAUUGUAAAAUAAAUCGUAAUAUUGAAUCAUUUAGUACAUUUAUUUUUAUAAGGUUAAAAUGAUUGAAUAUUUUUGUUGU